Zingiber officinale is the source of this 1114-nucleotide messenger RNA. RefSeq lists its product as uncharacterized. The transcript is spliced from 7 exons. Bases 70 to 651 code for a protein of 193 amino acids. NCBI's taxonomy places the organism in Eukaryota, Viridiplantae, Streptophyta, Magnoliopsida, Zingiberales, Zingiberaceae. The record is from RefSeq and is a predicted model, not a curated record.
CGGAUCAAAUUUGUAGUAGGGGGCUGGACCGCUUGAGGCUGAUAGGGAACAGAGGGAGAGAAAGAGACCAUGGCGCUGUGGACGUCUCCGCUUCCACCGAUCCCCUUCGGAAGCCGCUGGUCAGAAUCCUCAUCUCGCAUCCGAGCUUUGUCGUCGGACGUUCCCGUUCCGGAUUUCCUCUCCUCCGAUUGGCUUCAAUCUCGCAAGAAAAGGCCCUUUGGUCCUAAGUUGGAAUUCAGUGCAGAAGAAGCUAUACAAUGCCAAAUUGAUGCAUUAAAAUAUAAUGAUCAACCUCGCCCAGACUAUGGAAUAGAAGUCAUGUACAGGUUUGCUGGAUUUGAUCCUUUUGAAAGGUCGACCUACUUUGGACCAUUCUUUGACCUAGGACAGUUUGAACGCUUUCGGCGAAUCUUUCACCAUCCAACAUAUCGGGUUUUGCUUGCUCACAAGGAAAGGAGCAUCUUGAGCAACUUAUGGGUGAAAGAGAACCGAUUCAAGCAACGAGUUUGGAUCCGAGGGUCACGCCCGGAGGAAGAAGAGAUCUUUGAAUUUACAAUGGUUCAGAGGAUUGGUGGUUCCUGGGAUGGAUAUUGGUUAACAGAGAGCUUGGUUCAUGACGGGGAUGGAUUUUCUGGUGGGCUUGCCUAUUAGUGGAUUAAUCUCUGGCUGUAUAUAUCACUUGAAAAAUCUCUCUGUUGAAUAAUACACAACUGUGCUACAGAUAGGUAGCGAAAGAUGUGUAUUAAGACGGGGGCAACUUUAAGACUUAAACCGGUUUACCUGUGUUAAAUUUGGUCAACACUUCUGUGGAGAACUCCUUCCAAGCCAUCCGAUCAACAUAUUGAGAAAUCCAGCUAGGAUCAUGUGACUUGGAAGGUGUCCUCCAUGGAAAUUUCUAUGAGCAUGUGCAAGUUUUAUCUCAUUUCAUUAGUUUUGGUUAUUGAGACGCAGUUUUGAAUUAUAGAUGGAUGUGUUCUAGAGAAAGGAUAACUGAUGUCUCUGGCUAUCUAAUGUGUUCUACAGAAACAAUUUAGCAAGACUUAAAGAAGUAUGUCUGAGAAUGUAUAGUAGAUUCAGCCUGUUUAUAUAUAAAUCAAUGCGCGUUUAUGAUCAA